Brassica napus (rape) is the source of this 3840-nucleotide messenger RNA. Its product is annotated as polyadenylate-binding protein-interacting protein 3-like. The transcript has 14 exons. The record is from RefSeq and is a predicted model, not a curated record. Lineage: Eukaryota; Viridiplantae; Streptophyta; Magnoliopsida; Brassicales; Brassicaceae. Bases 637 to 2265 code for a protein of 542 amino acids. Gene Ontology annotation, molecular function: RNA binding. Gene Ontology annotation, biological process: cytoplasmic stress granule assembly. Gene Ontology annotation, cellular component: cytoplasmic stress granule.
UACUCGAACACAAACAAAAAAGAUGUUUGAAGAUGAAUAACAUACAAUUUCAUCAUCCUCGUCUUGGAUGGAGAUAAUGAGCUGAAGAAAGUAGGCUUUUGUAGUAUCUAUUUGAAUGAUAUCUUUUGGAUUGGCUUUCGAAACUGACAUCAUAAAUAUCAGAAAUUUUAACCGAAUGUACGAGUUUCGCUACAAGGAAGAGAGGAUGAGUAGGUUUAUGUUAAGGUAUAUGUAGUUUGGAUGAUUUGGGUAGUGUUUUGAAUUUUUGAUAUAUACGGGUUUGGGUAUCUAAAUUUUUUGAAUAUGAAAUUCAAUCGGAUAUUUUGCUACUUUGGUUUAGUUUUGAUUCAGGUUUGGACUCGGAUAUAGAUUAAAAUGCCCUAGAUUAUAUUAUUAAGAAUCAGAAGUCAGGCCCAAUUAGCCCAAAUAAGAAAAGAGGCAUUAAGUAUAAAUCAUACACUCUUCGGCACCGCAGGUGAUGUGAUCACACAUAUCCUAGUAUUGAUUUGUUGACUCGUUUAUCUCUUCAUCUCCUCUUCCCCGCGUAAACUCUACCUCUGUCUGUAAACCCUAAUUCGCUCCGUUCAUUCGUCUCCUCCUCUAAGCAUUGUUCUCAGAGCUUAUUGAGGUUUAAGAAUGAAUAGCCAGCCAUCAUCCAGUGGAUAUCCGCAUACAAGAGUUGAUAAAGAGACAGGAAUGAAAGUUACAGAAAAUGGUGGGAAAGCUGGAAGUGUGGACACCCCUUCUCGUGAUCCGUUCGUGUACCUCACAACUUGUAAGAUCGGGCAUCAUGUCGAAGUUCAGCUGAAAAAUGGGUCGGUUUACAGUGGAAUCUUUCAUGCUGCUGAUGUGGAGAACAAUUUUGGAAUUAUUUUGAAAAUGGCAAGCUUGAUAAGGGAAGGCAGUGUACGAGGGAUGAAACCCCGAGCUCCUCUUGUCAGCAAGCCACCUUCAAAAGUAUUCAUUAUCCCUGCUGACGAAGUUGUGCAAGUUAUAGCUAAGGACCUUCCUGUGUACAGCAAUAACGUCUCAGAAUGCGAGAAACCGUCAGAGCUGUUGACAGACUCUUCAAUCUCACAGUCUUAUCAUGUUGAUUCGGAAAGAGAGCUGCAACGUUGGGUACCUGACGAAGAUGUUCCAGAUUGUCCUGAUCUGGAAAACGUGUUUGAUGACCCUUGGAAGAGGGGCUGGAAUCAGUUUGAGGUCAAUGAGACAUUGUUUGGAGUGACGAGCACUUUUGACGAGGAACUGUACACCACAAAACUCGAGAGGGGUCCUCGUACGAGGGAGCUAGAAGAGCAGGCCUUGAGGAUUGCUGGAGAGAUCGAGGGUGAGAAUACCCGAGAUCUCCACGUAGCAGAGGAGAGAGGGCUUCAGCUUAGUGGGAAGUUUGAUAUUGACGAGGAAACUAAAUACUCAUCGGUCUGUCCAGCUAAUGGAUUUGAUGAUUCGGGUUAUGACGAGGAAGAAGAAAUUCUGUUGGAUUGCCGUAAUAAUUUGACGUUUGGUGAUUCAACAACUGGUUCUAAUGGCAUCAAAUCUGCUUCAGCUGGCAAAGAUAUUCCUAUUCCAAGUCCAGGCAGCAAUAUCAGGAAUGAGAGCCAGCUUGCGGAGCAGAGAAACGGCAAAAUUCUAGAGUCAAAGCCGUCCGAGGAAUCAGUGUCUGGUCUUGAUGAUACUAAGGCAGACGCAGCAGCCUCUGAUCCUGCGAGUGUACAAUGGAGAGCUUCUGAUAAGCAAAGUUCCACUGAUGGAAAACUUGCCGGUCCACUGACUGACAGAGGGAAAUCUGAGUGGCCUGGAACCUCCAUUUCUAGAAAUCCAGAAAACUCUGCAGCUUCCUCAACCUCAAGUCUUCCAAUGCUAUCCCCAAGCUCUUCAAUUGGGUCUUAUUCUUCAGAAAAGUCCACACUCAACCCAAAUGCUAAGGAAUUUAAGCUUAACCCCAACGCAAAGAGUUUCAAACCAUCUCCAACAGCUACACGGCCUCAGUCUCCAGUUCCGGAAGGAUCAUUCUAUUACCCUCCCCUUCCACAGAUGACCGGAAUACACAUUGGAUAUGGAAUGGGAGCAGCAUUCCCUGGACAACAACCAAUGGUGUAUCAUAAUACAAUGCAGCCUGGUCCAAACCAAACAUUUUAUCCUCCAAAUGGUCCACAGUACCACCCACAACAAAUAAUCGCUGGUCAGCAGAGACCGGUUCUGUUCAUGCCGCCGUCCCCAUACCAACCGGAGAUGCCAUAUAAAGGAAGAGACUCUUAUUAGCUUUUGACCAAACUAUGAAUGGUGGUGGCACAAAGGUUUCGAAUAAUCUUCUGAUGGAAUGAGGUUUCCAGCACCGAAUCUUUAAUUUGUUUUAAUAUGAUAAAUUGUUUGAUGGUCCAUGGGAGAUAUAUUGAACAAUGAACACAUGUGAUAUUGAUAUAGUUUGUUUCGGACUAGAUUUAGAUUUAGAUACGGUUUUAUCUCACUUCUUUAUUCACUUGGGUCUCUCUGCUUAAACUAUAAUUUAUAGAUGUAUGACAUUCUAAGUUGGGUCUUUUUAUAUUUAAAAAAGAAAUAGGUUAGCAAAAAUGUUUUUUCUUCUUGUAUACUACCUUUUUCCUAAUUGACGGUUGUAGUUCAAUCUUCCAUAUACGUGUUAAGAGUUCUUUUUAAGUCAAUGAUUGGGGUCUGAAAGCGUAAUGUUUAAAUUUGGAGUUAUUAUGAUAAUGGGUUAAGUCUCUUUUUGGUUUUGUCUUAGAUGCUUCGUGUUUCCACUCAAAUCAUUAUCAUAUAAAUCUUCUCGUAGUUUCAGAAAUAAGAAUCUAAAGGUUAGGGGAGAUUUUGGCACUAACUUUGUCUUUUUUGAAAACAUGCCUAAAAUCAAAAUAAUUGAUUCUAAGAACAUCUAGAUAUUAUAAUGUUUUAUGUUAACACCUGUCACCGCUUUUGAAGCAUGAUAGUUACUCAUUUCUUUUCUCUACAGUUUUUUCUUAUAACAAUUUUUACAUUAUUUAAAUCUCACACUACAAUUCGAAGUCUCAAAACUAAGCAUCUCUCUACAAUUAGUUGGAUUAUUAGUCAUUUUUCAACUAUAAUGUUCAUCCCAAAGUAGAUGUCUUCCUAUAUUUUUGACAAAAAGAAGUCUUCCUAUAUUUAUUUUCCCCCCUGUAUUUUAAGUUAUUUUUUUCUGUUGUGGUUUUUUUUUUUUUAAACACUGAUUAUAUUAACAAAAUAUUACAUAGGUAGGAUUCAUUUUUGGAUUACAGUCCGGCAAGUUCUUCAAACCUCCGGAAACUAAAGCUCCAACAAAGGAGAGGCAAAGUCCCACACACGGGAAGACUAAAAGGAUAAUUACCAGAACCAAUCUAAAAUAGAAAAAGUGGGUAAACAGAUCAAAAUAAACCUUCACCUAAACGUGAACAAUAAAGCAUGAUGAUAAAUAGAGCUUCUUUGAACAAGGCAAAGCGAGGCUGCCAUCCAUGACUAAAACCUCUGGUUUGCGAAUCCUCCUAUGGUGAAUAGCCCAUGCAAAUGAAAGACCAUAGCUUCAAGCUCCAGAAGACAGAACACGACAUGUUCAUGAGUCAUCAACUGGAAAUCGAUGGCGGAAAUGGAUUGACACGCCAUAAAGAAGCCAAACUGAAGAGAAGAUCUCGAUCGAAUCUUUUAAGUAAAUGACAAGGAGUGAAACUACUCAUAACCAGGAACAACCAUGUUCAAGAGACUGAGAAGGUCGCAGAUCGAGACCCAGAAUGAGCCAAAGACAGCUUAAAAUCAACAUGCAAAUCAAUUAAACUACACAUAAGGUUAUAAGACAAAACCAGAUCUGUAGGAUACUAAUAUCCAACCCACUUC